AUGACACUUCCUCAUUUACUGAUGAACCAUGAGGCGGAUAACUCAAUUACAGAGAAGCAAUAUGAUGGAGAUGUGCCCGAUGGGCAUGUAGUAAAAUGCUAUAACCUUCCGUCACAUAUAUGCGCAGAAGGGAUCCUUUAUUACCUCCUGGACAUACAGAAAAACGCUGGGUUUGAAAUAAAAAAAGUUAUCAAACCGGUGAAGGAUGAAACAAAUCUGUAUCCAUGGAAAGUUAUCUGCAAUGAAAAAUUUGCAUCCUUCCUCGUCCAGAAGGAGAAGAUCCAAAUAUAUGAUGAUUUAAAAAGGAAUAAUAGGAUUCUGGUAAAUUUACCCCCCCGCGUGGAGGAGAAAAACGCUGAAGAAGCAUGUACAGGUGAAGUGGACAGGGAGAGGGACGAUGCAGGAAGGGGCAUAGUCGAUGGGGGGGUGGUACGAAAAAAGGAAGAUACGAAAGGAACUAUCUUCCGUUUUAUGAAUCGUCGAAAAAGCGAUGGGGAUUCAGGUGAUAGUGCAGGUGACCCCUCAUGUUAUAGUAGCAAUGUGCUUUCAUCAUCCCAUAAUUAUUACUUAAAUGAAGUAGGAAAAAUGAAUAAAGGGAUCAUUGAAGGGGAUUCUACGUCUACUACAAUCGGUCAGAUGGUUCCGCGUGAUGAUGAUUUACACGUAAAUCUCGGCGGCGAAUUUGGAAGCGACCCCAAUCAUAUUGGUAACGGAGUCGAGUACUGUUUAUUUGAGGAAUCUUUUGUUAGUGGAGAAGAUAAUUCUGAUGUCGAGGAUGGUAAGAGUAGUGAAGAUGGCAACAGUAGUGAUGAUGGUAAGAGUAGUGAUGAUGGUAAGAGUAGUGAUGAUGGUAAGAGUAGUGAUGAUGGUAAGAGUAGUGACGAUGGGGAGGGGAACUUUUCAAGUGAUGGGGACACUAACUGGUUUGAAAGCGAGUCGAGCUUUGCCAUGGAUGGAGAGAGAAUUCCAAGAGGAAGGAGAGAGGACCCAUACCAGGCUGAAGAGGACCAAGGGGAAGAAGGGGAAGAAGGCGCGAGGAUGAAGGGCCACGUCACAAUGAGCAACAAACGAAGGGAAAGCCAAAACAACGGAAAGGAUGACUCAGAAGAUGGAGGUGAAAAUUACGAAGAAUCCGAUCAGAGCAGUAAUAGCAGAAGUAUGAAGCAACAGAAGGGUGAAAUUUAUUACCAAAGGAAGGAUUCCUUCAAAUACAUCGAGAAUAAAAAUUGUUCGAACACAUCUGAUACGAAAAGUGGAAGUGAAAUGAAGAGCUUACAUAGCUCCACUCGAAACGAAGAUACGAGUGUGCGGAAGGAGGAGGAAGACAUGAUGACCAGACAUACAAGUUUUAGUAAAAAGCAAGGGAGUAUUGUUCCAUCCCAUUUGAGGAAUGGUCUCCAGGGAGGUGGCACGCAGGAAAAUAGAAAUAACCUCCUAACAGAACAAAUGGAUGAACAUACCAAAAGGAGAAGAAGGAAAAAAAAAAAAAUAUCUUGUGAUGCUAUUGAAGGUAUAAUAAAUGAACAGAAAGAAGUUUUAAAAAAAAUAAAAAGGAGAAAAAAAAUGAACAGAAGGGGUAUCGAAAAAAUUAACAUUUACUUUUGUCCAGGUAGUAUAGACGAAAUAAUUAGAGACAUACGGGAGGAAGACGCAGCGGUGAAUGUACCAACGGUGAUAGAUUUCCCACUGGAGGAGAAAAGGCAGUUCCUCUUGGAUGUCUAUGGGUGGAAGAUGGAGGAUCAUCACCAUCAGGAUAAGGAUUUACAGGGGUCUAGUUAUAAAGAAAAGUUGGAAGCAGGCAGCCCAAAUCGAGAGCAAGAGGAGCACAUAGAGAGAGAGACAGAAAUAGAGGAAAAUUCACAUGACCAGAGUUAUUACAACAAAAAAGAACGAUCAAACAGGGAGGAGAUAUUCCAAAGGAGACCCCGCAUUCAUGAGAACACACCCCCUAAUGAUAUGAACGAAGAUUAUCCACGUGUCACCCGUCGUAGGAGCGUAGAAAGCCGCCCAGAUGGAAGGAAUUCGAAGCGAAGCGCAUCGAUCAUAUGGCCAAGCCACUUAGGUUGGAAAGAAAUAUCAGAAGAAAUUAAGGCCAAGUUAUGUGUUGUCAUUAAGAAUAAACCAGGUGAAUGGAGCGAUUACGAUUUGAAAAAAUUCAUAGAAUCCCAAUUUGAAGGAAGCGAUUAUUUUCCCGUUUUUGAAGAUAUAUUUUUGACGAAGAGUUGUCCCACCAUAGCUACAGUUGCCUUUAAGAAUGAAAUAUUAAGAGAACAUUUUUUGAAGUGCCAGAAGUUUAAAUUACCAUCUUCGUUGAGGCGAUAUGCAAACGACGGCAACCGGGGAGGUGGAAAGCACUACAACAGUAGGUACUCUAAUUUUUUAAUUCUCCAGGAAUAUAUAGUAUCUCAUAAUGGAGGCUAUUCUAAUAAUGGAAAGAAGCAUCCCCACCAGAGGAAGGAUGGGGGAGGUUAUAACGUUCAGGAGAGAUAUAAGACAAACCAUUCCGAGGUUGCCCGUAACCGAAUGGGGGAAUCUACCAAUGAUGACCCCUCUAGGAGAGGUAGGUACCAAAGUCGUAACAAGAAAUAUGUAUCAGAUAUGCGUUCAGAUAGCCGACAUGAUAGCAUGAACCGCCAGUAUGAUAGAAGUGAGACGAACAAACGGAUGAAUCAGUACGGAAAGCAAGACUACCAUAUGAGAAGUUAA
Plasmodium knowlesi strain H is the source of this 2706-nucleotide messenger RNA. Its product is annotated as conserved Plasmodium protein, unknown function. NCBI's taxonomy places the organism in Eukaryota, Apicomplexa, Aconoidasida, Haemosporida, Plasmodiidae. The record is from RefSeq and is a predicted model, not a curated record. Bases 1 to 2706 code for a protein of 901 amino acids. The transcript has a single exon.